AUGGCUAUUGAUUUAGAAAAGAUAGACGAAAAGCCAGAGGAUGUUGAUAAGAAUGGAGCACGCACAGAGGACGAAGACGCUGCUGCGUCCAUUACUACAAACCGUGGCGCGGAGGAUAAAGCCAUUGAUGCCGUGCCUGACCACUUGUUGACCCCCAAUGGCAUCCUGGUCGAUGAAGAAGCCGCGGCUACUGUGCCGACAGGACGAGCUAGAUCACAGGCAUCAUCCGCUCGAUCCAAGCCGAUGUCAGUGGUACCAAGACUCAAACGACGAGGUUUUCUCGCACAAUUGACUCUCAUUCCGGAGGUUGAGCGAUCUUAUGACUACCCAAACAGAAUCAAAUGGACAAUAACAUUGUUCGUAGCAUUGGCUGCGGGUGCCGCACCAAUGGGAUCUGCUAUAUUUUACCCCGCCCUACCGGAAAUGACAAAAGAUCUGAACGCAUCGCCAACAGUCGUAAACUUGACGGUGGCCUUUUACAUGCUAGCAAUGUCAAUCUUCCCAUUAUGGUGGAGUUCCUUCUCCGAGACUUUAGGACGACGCAAUAUCUACCUUUUAUCCUUUUUCUUAAACAUUGUUUUCUCCCUGCUGAGUGGCCUGAGUGUCAAUAUCGGCAUGCUAAUCGCCUUUCGUAUUCUCUCGGGCGGAGCAGCCGCAAGUGUACAGGCUGUCGGCGCUGGGACUAUAGCUGAUCUUUGGGAACCCGCGGAAAAGGGAAGGGCCAUGGGAUACUUCUAUCUUGGGCCACUGCUCGGGCCAUCGCUCGCUCCUAUUAUUGGUGGUGCUCUUACGGAAGGUUUUGGUUGGAGAAGUACUGCAUAUUUCCUUACUGUAUACGGCGCCAUUGUCUUCUUUCUUGUGCUAUUCUGUGUACCCGAGACUCUAACGAAGCACAAACCCACAACCAUGAUCGAGCCAAUGAACUCCGAAAAUUUAACUCGCGUUUCUACCGCACGCUCCGUGCGAGUGCACACUCAACGCGCAGCCGCAACGCUAAAAAGGUGUUUCGUCGACCCACUCGAGAUUAUCAUGUAUUUGCGUUUCCCUGCAGUGGCUAUAACUGUGUACUACGCCGCGGUUACCUUCGGAUCACUAUAUAUCCUCAAUAUUGCGAUACAAUCGACGUUCUCCAAGACACCGUACAAUUUCUCAGCCGUUGUUCUCGGACUGCUGUAUUUACCGAGCUCAUUGGGUUACUUCGCGGCCUCACUGUUGGGCGGCCGCUGGAUCGAUAGGAUUAUGGUGCGGGCGGCGGAAAAAGCUAACCGGUAUGAUGCGAAUGGCAAGCUUAUAUACCUCCCCGAAGACCGCAUGCGCGAAAAUGCUUGGAUCUCGGCUACCCUGUACCCGGGUGCGCUGAUUUGGACUGGUUGGACCAUGCGGUACGGUGUCCACUGGGCAGCGCCGGCAGUAGCGAAUUUUUUCUUCGGCGUUGGGAGUAUGCUCGUGUUCGGCGCGGCGACGACUAUGCUUACGGAAUUCAUGCCUCGGCGCAGUAGCAGCGGUGUGGCGCUGAAUAAUUUCGUAAGGAAUAUAUUUAGCUGCACAGGUGGUAUUAUAGGACAGCCGCUUAUUGAUGCUAUGGGCGUUGGAUGGUUGAUGACUAUGAUAGGGUUGAUUGCUUGGAUAAGUGGGAAUGUGUGUAUUUGGCUUCUGAGGAAGAAUAGUAGGAAGUGGAGAGAGCAGAUGGAUAAGGCUCUUAACCAAUGA
This is a messenger RNA of Hypoxylon trugodes, 1710 nucleotides long. RefSeq names its product major facilitator superfamily transporter multidrug resistance. The record is from RefSeq and is a predicted model, not a curated record. Gene Ontology annotation, biological process: intracellular polyamine homeostasis; transmembrane transport. Bases 1 to 1710 code for a protein of 569 amino acids. The transcript is spliced from 2 exons. NCBI's taxonomy places the organism in Eukaryota, Fungi, Ascomycota, Sordariomycetes, Xylariales, Hypoxylaceae. Gene Ontology annotation, molecular function: polyamine transmembrane transporter activity.